Dromiciops gliroides (monito del monte) is the source of this 3489-nucleotide messenger RNA. RefSeq names its product toll like receptor 4 (gene TLR4). Gene Ontology annotation, cellular component: membrane. The coding region runs from base 105 to 2603 and encodes 832 amino acids. Gene Ontology annotation, biological process: immune response; toll-like receptor signaling pathway; inflammatory response. The transcript is spliced from 3 exons. Lineage: Eukaryota; Metazoa; Chordata; Mammalia; Microbiotheria; Microbiotheriidae. Gene Ontology annotation, molecular function: protein binding; lipopolysaccharide binding; lipopolysaccharide immune receptor activity. The record is from RefSeq and is a predicted model, not a curated record.
CCCAGUCUGGGCAAGAAAGCUCUGUUUCAAGAGUGGGACAUGCCCAAGAGGAUUCAUGCUGCCAUGUGUUCAUAUUGCUGCCUUUGCCCCCAGAAAAUGCCAGGAUGGUCCCUUGUAUGGCUGUGGCUCUGAUUAUAGGCACAAACUUCUUUUUCUGUGUGGACCCUGGGAGUUGUCAUUCCUGCAUAGAGGUAUUUCCAAGCAUUGAAUACCAAUGCAUGGACCAAAAUCUCUCUGAAGUUCCAGUGGAUAUACCUUCAUCCACCCAGAACCUGGAUCUGAGUUUCAACCCAUUGAAGUCUUUGGCUCCACGAAGUUUUUCCAGGAUUGAUGGACUGAGAAUACUUGACUUGUCCAGAUGUGAUAUUCAGAAGAUUGAGGAUGACACGUAUCAGGGCCUAUGUAAUCUCUCCACUUUGAUCCUGACGGGAAACCCAAUCCAGAGUCUGGGUCUCAGAGCCUUCUAUGGUCUACCAAAGUUAGAGAAGCUGAUUGUUGUAGAAACAAAUCUCGUGUCUCUGGAGGACUUUCCCAUUGGACAUCUCAUGACCCUGCAGGAGCUAUAUCUGGGACAUAAUUCCAUCAGUUCUCUCCAGUUACCCAAUUAUUUUGCCAGUUUUACCUCCCUUCAGCAUCUGGACCUUCACCUGAAUCAGAUAAAAAAUAUUUCUGAUGGAGAUUUAGAGCCUAUAAAACUGAAUCCCAAUCUCACCCUGGAUCUUUCCCAGAAUCCUAUUCAAUAUAUCCAUCCAGGUGUCUUGAAGGGGAUUCACUUAUCUGGACUAAUUCUGAGAGAUAGUUUUCAUACCUCAGCAAUCAUGGACGCUUGUCUUAGGGGAAUGACUGGCUUACAAGUUGAUAAGCUGGUCCUUGGAAACUAUAAAAAUGAAAUCCAAAUAGAAAACUUUGAGAAUGGCAUCCUCGAUGGGUUGUGUGAGGUGGACAUUGAUGAAUUUCGGAUGGUUACUCCUUCUGAAUUCCCUUCGGAUACUAAUGGAUUUUUCAAAUGUUUAGUCAAUGUUUCAGUUCUCCAUCUGGUUACAGCUCCCUUACAGGAGCUGACUAACCUACCAAUAUUCCCUAAGCUAUUCUCCUUGGUAUUCACUAACUGUAAUUUUGAUAUAUUGCCUUACUUUCCAUCUACCUCUCUCCCCUCCCUUAAAGAACUCCGGAUUACACGCCACAAAGAUCUCACCACUUUGUCUGAUCUGGAACUUCCUAGUCUGGAGCUUCUGGACCUCAGCCAAAAUGCUCUGAAUGUUUUGUCCUGCUGUUCAGAUAAUAUAUUUGAUACACCCAAGCUGAAAUAUUUGAAUCUGAGUUACAAUGCCCACAUCAUUUUGAGUAAGAACUUUAUGGGCCUUGAGAACCUAGUAUCUUUGGAUCUUCAACAUUGUACACUGAAAGGUCAGAAUGAUUUCCCUGUCUUUUUCUCACUCACAAAUCUUCAGUACCUGGAUAUUUCUUACACGAACUCUCAUAUCAAAUCUAAAUACAUUUUCACAGGUUUGAACAGUCUCAGACAUCUAAGAAUGGCUGGCAACUCUUUCCAGGACAACAUCCUACCUGACAUCUUCAAGAACCUGAGUGAGCUCGUCUCACUAAAUAUUUCCUACUGUCAACUAGAACAAGUACACCUAUCGACAAUGAAUUCCCUACUUCAACUCCAGGUGUUGGAUAUUAGCCAUAACAACCUCCAGACUUUUGAUCCCCUCAUUUGCAUGCCUCUUUCAAACCUCCAAGUCCUGAAUUUCAGUUACAAUAGCAUCACAGCCCUGGAUGGUCAGAAUCUACAUAAACUGCCAAGGACCCUGGUUUCUAUUGAUCUUUCUGGAAAUCCUUUUGACUGUGUGUGUGACCAUCAGAUCUUCUUUCAGUGGGUCAAAGAGAAUAUACAGCUCUUGAAUAUAUCUAAGCCAAUGACUUGCCAGACCCCUUAUUAUAUGAAAGAUGUCUCUGUGGUGUUAUUUGACAAUUUAACAUGUCAUAUGAAAAAGACCAUCAUUGCUGUAUCUGUUUUGGGCAUAAUGGUGGUCCUUUUGAUAUUGGCCUUGGUCUAUAAGUUCUAUUUCCACCUGGUGCUGCUUGCUGGUUGCAAAAAAAUUGGUGGAGGGGAAAGCACAUAUGAUGCCUUUGUCAUCUAUUCUAGUCAAGAUGAGGAUUGGGUGAGGAAGGAAUUGGUGAAAAACCUCGAAGAAGGUGUUCCUUCAUUCCAACUCUGCCUCCACUACAGAGAUUUUAUCCCUGGGGUGGCUAUUGCUGCCAACAUUAUCCAAGAAGGUUUCCAUAAGAGUCGGAAGGUCAUUGUGGUGAUUUCCAAGCACUUUAUCCAGAGCCGCUGGUGCAAGUUUGAGUAUGAAAUUGCCCAGACAUGGCAGUUUCUGGGCAGCCAGGCAGGGAUCAUCUUUAUCAUGCUACAGAAAGUGGAAAAGUCACUGCUACGACAACAGGUAGAACUCUAUCGACUGCUACGCAGAAACACCUAUCUGGAAUGGGAGGACACUAGUCUGGGUAGACAUGUGUUUUGGAGACGACUGAGGAAAGCAUUGCUAGAUGGCAAAAAAAGCAGUUAUAAAGAAGCAGCAGAACAGGGGGCCAGGUAGCUGGCAUCAGCCACUUACAGCUGAAAGGAGAAGAAAGGAGUAUAAGCUAUUUUCUUUUAUUCAUAAGUGUAUAUAUUUCUUGGCCUUCUUUACUGUAUUUCAAUGUGACACUGAGUCACAUAAAUGUUAGAGUAGGAAGGGACAAUGGACACUAUGUAGUCCAAUCCUUCCAUUGUUCAGAUUAAGAAAAAAAAAGAUCAAGUUUGUAUUUUAAAUACAAGUAUUCAAAAUAAUCCAAGAGGUUUAACAUUGAAAUAGAAACUUUGUUCUUGUCAUUCAGUCAUUUUUCAGUCAUGUCUGACUCUUUGUGACCCCAUUUGGGGUUUUCUUGGCAAAGAUACUAAAGUGGUUUGACAUUUUUUUCUCCAGCUCAUUUUACAGGUGAGGAAAUUGAGGCAAACAGGGUGAAAUGACUUGUUCAGGGUCGCAUAAGUAGUAUUUGAGGUCAAAUUUGAACUCAGAUCUUCCUGAUUCCAGGAACAGUACUCUAUCUACUGCAUCACAGGAGAAAUUAAUUAUGAAAUAGAUAUAUCUGGGUUCUGACAACAGCUCUGCCACUAACUAGCUUGAGCUUUUGAACAUGUUAUUUCAUUUCUAUUAAUUUCUUAACUCUUCCAUGAAAUGAGGUUUUUAGUAUCUUUUCAUCUUUCAUGAUCUAUGACCAUUUUGCUACACUAAAAUAUAAUAUUCUCAAAUAUUUCAGAUAAUUCAGUCUCUUUUUUCUUUCUAAAAAUAGUUGCACAAAGAUUAAGAGGCAAUGUCCAAGCUAGAUUCCAUUUUUUGAAGAAGAAAAAAAAAGUGAUUCUGGAAAUAAAUGCUUUUAAAAAAAUAAUUUUGGGGGAAAGCUAGGUAGCACAGUAGAUAAAGCAUCGGCCCUGGAUUCAGG